UACCCUCGCUGUUUUACCUACCCUUACCAUGGCGGCCCUGACGUCCAUUUCCCAGAACGAUGUCAUGGGUGGAGGCGGUUGCAAGGCCAUGACCGUGCUCUUCGCGCGCGGAACCACUGAGCUUGGCAACAUGGGCAGCGUCGCCGGACCUCCUUUCGUCACCGCCCUCGGUGCCAUGAUGGGUGGCGACAUUGCAGUGCAAGGUAUCGCCUACCCUGCCGACGUCCCAGGCUUCCUAAUUGGCGGCUCAAAGGCCGGAAGCGCGUUGAUGGCGAAGAUGGUUGGGCAAGUUAGAGCGCAGUGCCCGGACACUAGUUUGGUCAUGGCUGGCUACUCUCAGGGUGGUCAGCUUGUACACAACGCUGCAGACAUGCUUUCUGCACAAGAUGCUGCGUUCGUCAACAGCGCAGUCAUCUUUGGUGACCCAAACAACGGCAAGCCCGUUGGAAAGGUUGCCGCUUCCGACACCAUGGUCGUCUGCCAUGCAGGCGACUUGAUUUGUGCGGGACAGGCUGUUAUUCUCGCGCCACAUUUGACGUACGGUAUCAAUGGCGCUCAGGCUGCAACUUUUGCUAUGCAAAACAUGAGGGCGCCCGCCGCCGCAGCUGGGGCUGGGGCUGGGGCUGCUGCCGCCGCAGCAAAGGGUGCGAAGAAGGCUACAAGAGCGGUCACAUUCGCCGCUUAGGAUAAUGUCAAGCGUUUUCUGUAAUGAUUUGAUCAGUUCCUGAGUUUCACAAUAGCAACUUGUAGAUACAC
Parastagonospora nodorum SN15 is the source of this 756-nucleotide messenger RNA. RefSeq lists its product as hypothetical. The coding region runs from base 29 to 685 and encodes 218 amino acids. The record is from RefSeq and is a predicted model, not a curated record. The transcript is spliced from 2 exons. Lineage: Eukaryota; Fungi; Ascomycota; Dothideomycetes; Pleosporales; Phaeosphaeriaceae. Gene Ontology annotation, molecular function: cutinase activity. Gene Ontology annotation, cellular component: extracellular region. Gene Ontology annotation, biological process: carbohydrate catabolic process.